Molecule: messenger RNA, 1277 nt
Organism: Aphidius gifuensis
Lineage: Eukaryota; Metazoa; Arthropoda; Insecta; Hymenoptera; Braconidae
Exons: 2
Coding region: 146-1105 (319 amino acids)
Source: RefSeq, a predicted model, not a curated record
AAUCGUCACGUUGUAUCAAUAUGACCCUAGAUGAUAUAAAAUGUUUUUUUUUAUACAACAGAUAAUGAGAGUAUUAAAUAAGCAUAAAAUAAUAAAAUUAUAGCAAUUGUAAAGUAUCAUUCAAUCGAUAAAGUUGAACAGUAAAAUGACUCCAAUAAUUGAAGAAAAAAUUUUAAAUGAUAAAUAUAUAUCAAUUGAAGAAGGACAACCAAUAAAUGUUGUUAUGAAAAAAGAUAAAAAUAAUUAUUCACGUUUUAUUGGUUCAAUUAAAAUUGUACUAUUUUUACAAUUAAUUAUUGCAAUUGUAUAUGUGAUGCCAACUUUGAUAAAUUUUAAAAAUGAAAAAAUUGAAGAUGUUAAACUUGAAUCGAUGACUGUCAAUGAUCAUAUUGAUGAAAAAUUAUUAGAAAAUAUUUCGAACAAUUUAUUAAACGACAAUUUAAUGUUGGAUACAAUUAUGCCUGUUGAGAUUGAUACAUUGCUAAUACCGUCAACGACCCCAGGCACUUCAAAUGACCCACGGAUUAUCAGCAAAGAUAUUAUUGAAUCAUCACAACAAGUAGAUUCAAAUGAAGAGUAUUUUGAAACUAACGAACCAGAGAAACAAAAUUAUGAUUAUCAAACGAAUAUUGAUAAUGAUAAAUUAGCAAUUUGUACAACUUCUGAUAUUGUUGAUGAUAAAAAAGAAAGCACAUCAAUGGAAAAAAUAAUUGAUCAUAUGAAUGAUAAGGUUGAAGAAAUUUUUGAUAUUGGCUCGACACUUUUGGCAGCAUUUAAUGAUGCAUUAGAAAAUGAAAAAGAAUCGAAAUCAAUUGAACAACAAAAUGACAAAAUUAAUAAUGAAAAUGUUUCUGGAAAUUUAGAUAUUCCAGAUGGUUUAUUAGAAACUAUUGACACAACAACAGAUCAACAUGAACAAUUAAAACAAUAUUGUGAAAAUAAUAAUGGUGUUUUAACAAAAAUAACUGACACUCUAUGGGAUGCUUCGGAUAAUUAUUAUUCAUUUCCAUAUGUUUGUGUACUUAAUAACAGUGGAAAUAUUAUAAAUUUUUUUUAUGAUGAUGGAACAAAUACGAGCGAGGAAAAAUGGACUGAUUUUAAAUAAUAAUAAUUACCGCCGACAAUUUGUAUUUAAAUGUUUCUUAAAUUAAUUAUUGUCUUAUUGAUAAAAGUGUUUUUUUUUUAAAUUGAUAAUAAUAAUAUGAGAAUAUUUAUUUUGUUGUGUAAUUAAAUUUGUUUGUUAUUUGUUUAAAAAUAAAUUAUUUUAUUAUGAGUAA